Messenger RNA from Sardina pilchardus (European sardine), 4125 nucleotides. RefSeq names its product TBC1 domain family, member 23 (gene tbc1d23). The coding region runs from base 96 to 2186 and encodes 696 amino acids. Gene Ontology annotation, biological process: retrograde transport, endosome to Golgi; embryonic brain development. The transcript has 19 exons. Lineage: Eukaryota; Metazoa; Chordata; Actinopteri; Clupeiformes; Clupeidae. Gene Ontology annotation, cellular component: trans-Golgi network. The record is from RefSeq and is a predicted model, not a curated record.
GGGGAUAUGGUUAACAUUUGGCAACAAGUGUCAUUUAACAGACGCGACACAAUGGCAAUGUUUACGGCAAUUCUACCGUGGACGUCAACACAGCAAUGGCGGAUGCUGUAGAGGAAGUUCUUGACGGCAGCUGGGACCAGGACCUGUCGGAGGCUCUGGACUCCCCAACCUGUGACCUGGAGUCAGAUGGGGGCCUCAUCCCAACCCAAGACCUGCCCCCUGCAGAGAGAGCCAAGCUAUGGAAGAUCGCCCUGAACGUGGCCGGAAAGGGAGACAGCCUGUCCUCAUGGGAUGGGGCCCUGGACCUGCCAGAACAGACGCUCAUUCACAACCGCAGUCAGCAGCUCAUCGAUCAGCUGAGGCUUCCUGAGGAGGAGAGUAAGGGCCUUGUGUCGGACGUGGAGGCGGUCAUCACCUUCUACUGCAAAUCUCGCAACGUCACCUUCACGCCAGACCUGAGCUGGCCACACCUGCUCAAACCGCUCCUGGGCCUGCAGCUUCCGCGCAGCGACCUCUAUAACUGCUUCUACGCCAUCAUGAAUAAAUACAUCCCACGGGACUGUGUUCCAAAGGGGCGGCCCUUCCACCUGUACCGGUUGCUACUGCAGUACCACGAGCCUGAGCUCUGCUCUUUCCUGGACACCAAGAAGAUCACGCCGGACUCCUACGCCAUCAGCUGGCUGGGUAGCCUCUUCUCCAGUCACUGCAUUCCUGACGUCACCCAGGCCAUGUGGGACAUCUACUUCCAGCAGGCAGACCCCUUCCUCGUCUUCUAUCUCAUGCUCAUCAUCCUCGUUAACGCCAAAGACGGCAUCCUCUCCCAAGAAGGGGACAGCAAAGAGGAGAUCAUUAAAAUGCUGGAGGGCUCGCCAGCUCUCCUUGAGGGGGAGGACCUGGAGGAUCUGUUCUCGCUGGCGCAGUAUUACUACAGCAAGACUCCGCUCUCAUUCAGAAAGGAGAACCAGAACCUGUUUGGCAGCAGCCUGGUGGCUCUAAGGGAAGAGGACAUGGACUUGAGUCAGGCGCUGUGUCUUCCGGUCUCCGUGCCCGAGAUCCUCCAGGCCAAUCAGCUGCAGCCGGAGGGAGUGCGCUUCUUUGUGGUGGACUGUCGUCCUGCCGAGCAGUAUAAUGCUGGACAUCUCUCCACAGCCUUCCAUCUAGACUCAGACUUGAUGCUGCAGAACCCGUCUGAGUUUGCCCUGUCGGUGAAGUCCCUGCUGGAGGCCCAGAAGCAGUCCCUGGAGUCGGGCUCCAUCGCCAGCGGGGAGCACCUGUGCUUCAUGGGCAGCGGGCGCGAGGAGGAGGACAUGUACAUGAACAUGGUGCUCGCCCACUUCCUGCAGAAAAACAAAGAGUAUGUCAGCAUCGCCAAAGGAGGUUUCAUGGCUCUGCAGCAGCACCUAGCAGACAUCAAUGUGGAGGGACCUGACAACGUCUACGUGCACUGGAUAGUCAGCACCUCCGGCUCCCACAACAGCCUCAGCUCCGCUGAUGGCGAGGGCCUGAAUAGCACAGCCGAUGGCAAAGGGGUCAAGUCCCUGGUCAACAAGAUGACCUUUGCCCUCAAAUCCAAGUCUGUUAAUGUGAAGGAGAAGAUGAUCAGCUUCAUCGAGAACACUUCCACACCUGUGGACAGAAUGUCUUUCAGUCUGCCCUGGCCGGAGAAAGGGAUUCCUGAUCGACAUGUCAGUAGUAGUGACCGAGUAGGAAAGCCGUACAGAGGCGUCAAACCAGUGUUCAGCAUCGGAGACGAGGAGGAGUACGACACAGACGAGAUUGACAGCUCGUCGAUGUCAGACGACGACCGUAAGGAGAUAGUGAACAUCCAGACGUGGAUCAAUAAGCCAGAUGUGAAGCACCACGUGCCCUGCAAUGAGGUGAAGGAGACGGGCCACAUGUUCCCCAGUCACUUGCUGAUCACAGCCACGCACAUGUACUGCCUAAGGGAGAUCGCCUCGCGCAAAGGCUUCGCCUACAUCCAGUCAAGGCAAGCCCUGAGCUCCGUGGUCAAGAUCACAUCCAAGAAGAAACAUCCGGAGCUCAUCACAUUCAAGUUUGGCAACAACAACUCCGCAGGGGUGGACAUCGUGGCCGUGGAGAGGUAUCUGAUCCCCAACGCCGGGGACGCCACCAAGGUCAUCAAGCAGCAGAUCAUGAAGGUGUUGGACGCCCUAGAGAGCUCGUAGAGGCAGUGCGCACACACACACACCGCUGGGGUAGCAUCAGCAGAGGGGGGACGCAGCCGCACCUCUGCUACGGGCCACGCAGGGGACCUGCAACUGGACAAAACCACCUUGGCCAAGAGGCGCUAGUCUGUGUCCAUGUGUCUCUCUUUCUCUCUUACUCUCUCACUCUCUCACUCUCUCACUCUCUCACUCACAUUCUCUAUCUCUCUCUCUCUCUCUCUCUCACUCACUCACAUUCUCUAUCUCUAUCUCUCACACACUCUCUUUCUCUCUCUCUCUAUUUCUAUCUCUCACACACACUUUCUCUAUCUCUCUCUCUCUCUCUCUCUCUCUGUCUGACUCUGCCUCCCUUCCAGGACAGUGUAAACCCAGCAGUGUUUAUUCGUACCCCAGCCCCUCCUCACCUCACCCCUCUCUCUCGGCUGCGGGGUGCUGUCCAGGGACGCUGGGACAGACAAGAAUUGUUGGACAGCAGGGGCUGUGGGGGACGAGGCUCUUCUGCUCUGUGUAUGACUAUUAUUAUAACAGAGAGAAAGCUGAACUGACGCAGGCGUUUUUGUUUCAUUGUUUUGUUUUUUUUAUUUCCCUUCUUUCAGCUUUAACGUGCAACUUAAUUGGCGUUGAGUAUGUGGGCAUACAAAAAAAUGAUAAUAAAUUAAAAAAACGCAGUGGUGACGGUCCUUGAGUACCUGAGUAAGUCAGUAGCCUUAACCAACUCACCACUGGUAGACUGACGCACACCCCCUGACUCUUUUGUUACCAGAGAAUCGUCAAGUCAAGGACCGCCUCAGUGUUUCCUCCCCUUGGACGUAUUCAACGCUUCUGUAACCAUAUCAGUAAGACGGCACAGUGUGCCGCACGUCGAUGUAUUUGUUCAAAGCUGGAAUGUUUUGGCCAGGGCUAAAGGAGAGAUUGCAGUAGAGGGUUGAUAGUGGAAUGCUUAUGUUUCCUUUUAUAAUGUAUGGGACAGGCAGUUUUGUAAAGGGUCUGGAGGACCGUAUACAUAUGAUUGCACACCCUCUUUGGUUUUGUGUACACUAAGAUAUUCAAUAUCAUAAACUCUUGUUGUCUUGUUUGAACACUCUCCAUUUAUUUCAUGUAAACAAUCCUCAUGUGAUACCCCUGCCCUUUAUGUUUUGCUCCUGCUGAUAGCCUUAAAUACAAUAGAAAGUGGAAUGAUUUAAGUAUAUUGGUAAAUAAAUAUAUAUAUAUUGUAUAUACUGUAAAACUACCUGGCUAUCCUCACAGAAGGAGGCCUAGGUUCCUGGAGAUGGUGUGUUUCAAAAAAAGUACUGUUGAUGGGAUUAGACAGUGGAACCAGUGAUUUUUUGUUUGAUCAGUUAUGAUGUAAACAAGACUCAACAGGAGGUCAUGUUUCAUGUCCUAUUUAUUAAAUAUUUUCGUAAGUGGACUUCUGACACCAUUUCCCAACUCCUUUCAUGUCAGUUCCUCUCCCCACUGUCUGUCUGUCAACCAUGGAGAUAAAAACCUGUAUAAAAUGUAACUUGAGAGAAAUGCAAAUUGCCUUCGGAAUGAGAAUUUUGCCAUGUAUCAUUCUCACAAGAAAAGCACAUUCUGUGAAGCUGAACAUGUUGACUUGAAAUUUGACCUAAUUUUUGAUCUUUGAUUUCCUUUCACUCUGAAACUUAUUUGCUGCUCUUAUAAAUGGUGACCAAAAUGUACUUUCAGUUUUUGCAGCCCAAUGCAAAAGGCUGUGAAGAAUAGAUACGAUUACUGUAGGAUUACUGUCAUUUGGACUUUUCACCUCUUCACGAUGUGAUACAAAACAGAAAAAGAAAGUGUUUAAAAAUGUUUCCAACGGGAGCACAGCAGUAACUCCAUUGUGUAAAAUUACUUCCUGCAUUGGUUUUCAGUUCAACUUACCUUAUGCUGUUAUUUUUUGUAACCACUUUUAAUAAAUUUACAGCUCAACUCCCAA